Messenger RNA from Candidozyma auris, 606 nucleotides. It is a transcript of the gene AAF1, whose product is annotated as C2H2-type transcription factor AAF1. Bases 1 to 606 code for a protein of 201 amino acids. The record is from RefSeq and is a predicted model, not a curated record. Lineage: Eukaryota; Fungi; Ascomycota; Pichiomycetes; Serinales; Metschnikowiaceae. The transcript is spliced from 2 exons.
AUGAACCUCCAGCCCUACUAUCCCGACCACUACGAGUCGGCAAAUGCUCCCCAUACACUUACCCUGUACCCAUGGUGCCACCGGCGGUUCAAGCUGCGGUGGUUGGCGCCCCACAGAAACCAUUUGACGAGGUUCCCAGCGCUGGCAGCUUGGAGCCACAAGCCCUCGAUUCUCGAAAAGAUCCAGCUCCUACCGCCGCCGCCGUUGUCCAAGGCUCCACUCCGACCAGAUCUGCUGGCGGUGUUCCCAGGCAGACGCACAAAGCGAAAGUCCAAAUUCACCAAGGAACAGGACCAACUUAUUGUGUCUCUUAAGCGCCAGGGUCGCCUGUGGGUGGAAAUUGCAGACAUUGCCAAUGUGGGCUCAUACUUGACUGCUCGCAACCGUUACCAGGUGAUCGUGGGCCAGCAAGGGUCGGCGCACUUGUGUCCGUGGUCUCAGGAUAACAAGAUGUACCUCCAGCGGCUUCUUGACGGGGCCGAGCUCGCCAAGUGGGAUUUCAUCGCAAAGGAGCUCUCGAAGCAGACAGGCAAGCAUUUCACCCUGAAGGAGUGUCGAGAGUACGCCCGGUUCUUGUUGUUCAGCAGCCCGGAGUCGAUGGGGUGA